ACAUUACAUGCGAUAGGCCAUGUUCAAGUACAACUCCGUGAAUAGCAUGGCAGGACCAAUAAUCCACCCUUGUGUUUCAGGCACUCUUAAACGGAAUCUUCUUGCAGCCAACCUCUUUUCCCACCUACUCUGAUCGCACCAAACACACAAUCACCAUGGCCCAGCACGAUAUUUGCGUCGGCGUUAUUGGCGGCAGCGGAUUGUACAAGCUCGAAGGCAUCGAUGUGGUUGAUCAGGUCAAUCCCGAGACCCCAUGGGGGCUGCCCUCAUCGCCCAUUACGAUCGGCAAGCUGCCUUCAGGUGUGCACAUUGCUUUCCUAGCACGGCACGGUCUAUCGCACCAACACACACCCUCGUCCGUUCCGGCGCUUGCAAACAUCUCCGCCCUCAAGUCACUCGGAGUGCGCGCCAUCCUUGCUUUUUCGGCUGUCGGCUCGUUGCGCGAGGAGAUCGCGCCCAAGGACUUCGUCGUGCCGAGCCAGAUCAUCGACCGGACCAAAGGCAUUCGGAGAGCGAGCUUCUUUGGUGAAGGCAAUGAGAAGGGCGUCGUCGCGCAUGCUGGAUUCGGUGACCCUUUCGAUGAGACUCUCAGGCCUGUCGUCGAAGAUAUUGUGCGAAAGACGCUUGCUGCCAAAGACCUGCCGGUCAAGGUGCACGGAUCCAAGACGGUUGUCUGCAUGGAAGGCCCUGCCUUCAGCACGCGUGCGGAGUCCAACAUGUACCGACAGCUCGGAGGCGACAUCAUCAACAUGUCUGUCUUGCCCGAAGCCAAGCUCGCCCGUGAAGCCGAGCUGGCAUACGUGCUCAUCGCCACGGCUACCGACUACGAUGCCUGGCGUGCAAGCUCCGCCGCGGUCAACGUCACCGAAGUGCUCGAGGCGCUGAAAAGCAACGUCGUUGCGAGUCAGCAGGUGACACUCGCGUUGCUGGAUGAGGUGCAUCAGCGUGUCAAGGAAGACGACAGCCCUGUCGUCAAAGCCAACAAAGGUGCGAUGCAGUUCGCGAUCAUGACCAAACCAGAUGCGAUACCACAAAAGGCAAAGGAGAACCUCAAGUUUGUCUUCCCUGAAUACUUUUAGAACAUAUGUAUCCAGAUAGAAAUGAGAAGGAGAACCCUCUAUACAUUGUUGAAUUUGCCGUAUGGAUGCUACCAUAACUUUCACGUCCAU
Tilletiaria anomala UBC 951 is the source of this 1169-nucleotide messenger RNA. RefSeq names its product Methylthioadenosine phosphorylase. Gene Ontology annotation, molecular function: S-methyl-5-thioadenosine phosphorylase activity. Gene Ontology annotation, cellular component: cytosol. The record is from RefSeq and is a predicted model, not a curated record. Gene Ontology annotation, biological process: nucleoside metabolic process. The coding region runs from base 156 to 1079 and encodes 307 amino acids. The transcript has 3 exons. Lineage: Eukaryota; Fungi; Basidiomycota; Exobasidiomycetes; Georgefischeriales; Tilletiariaceae.